Molecule: messenger RNA, 1970 nt
Organism: Elaeis guineensis (African oil palm)
Lineage: Eukaryota; Viridiplantae; Streptophyta; Magnoliopsida; Arecales; Arecaceae
Product: lycopene epsilon cyclase, chloroplastic
Biological process (GO): carotenoid biosynthetic process
Molecular function (GO): oxidoreductase activity, acting on paired donors, with incorporation or reduction of molecular oxygen
Source: RefSeq, a predicted model, not a curated record
CAUCUUCCCUCGACUCUUCGCUUCGCUCUCUCCCGUCACUCUCUUCACGCCUUCUUUGCCUCCCCACCAAAACCCUAGUAAUCAAUCUCUUCGUCCAUCUCUCUCACUCUAUUAAUAUAUACAUACCGAGAGUAAGCGAAGCUCUGGACACGAAUCCUAGAAGCGGAGAGACGCUCUCUUGGCUGCGUAUCCGACGAGGAGCAAGAAUGGAGUGCCUCGGCGGAACCAACUACGCGGCGCUCUCGAUCCCCUUCCACGACUGGAGGUUCCGGUGGAGGUGGAUGGUCGCGGGGAAGCAGCUCCUCCACCAGAGGCGGAGGCCUUCUGGGCUCGUUAGGCGUCUCCGGGUGAGGGGCGACGGAGCGGGAAGGGAGAGCUGUACGGUGACGGCGGCGACGGUGGUGGAGGAGGAGAAGAAGUUCGCCGACGAGGAGGAUUUCAUAAAGUCCGGAGGCAGCGAGCUGUUUUACGUCGAAAUGCAGGCAAGUAAGCCCAUGGAGAAGCAGGGCAAGAUCGCCGACAAGUUGUCACCUAUAUCUGCUGGAGAUUCUAUGCUAGAUUUAAUAGUGAUUGGUUGUGGUCCAGCUGGUCUUUCUCUGGCUGCAGAAUCAGCUAAGAAAGGACUGAAAGUUGGUCUUAUAGGACCCGAUCUUCCUUUUACAAAUAACUACGGUGUGUGGGAGGACGAGUUUAAAGGUCUUGGGUUAGAAAGCUGUAUAGAGCAUGUUUGGCGGGAUACAAUUGUAUAUCUUGAUAAUGAUAAUCCAAUUUUAGUUGGUCGUGCAUAUGGUAGAGUUAGUCGGCAUUUGUUGCAUGAAGAGUUGUUGAGAAGGUGCCAUGAGUCUGGUGUCACAUACCUCAAUUCAAAAGUGGAAAAGAUCAUCGAAGCAAGUGAUGGCUGCAGCUUAGUUGCAUGUGAAAGAGAUCUAAUGAUUCCGUGCAGGCUUGUUAUCGUUGCUUCUGGAGCAGCAUCUGGAAAACUUCUCCAGUAUGAGGUAGGAGGUCCUAGUAUUUCUGUGCAGACAGCAUAUGGAAUGGAAGUUGAGGUGGAAAACAAUCCAUAUGAUCCCAGCUUAAUGGUUUUCAUGGACUACAGAGAUUACAAGAAAGAAAAACAACAAAUCCCUGAAGCAGAAUAUCCCACAUUUCUUUAUGUCAUGCCCAUGUCAUCGACAAGAGUCUUUUUUGAGGAAACAUGUCUAGCUUCAAAAGAUGCCAUGCCCUUUGAUCUUCUUAAGAAAAAACUGAUGACUCGCUUGGAAGCUAUGGGUGUUCGAGUAUCGAAAGUCUAUGAAGAGGAAUGGUCCUAUAUCCCUGUUGGUGGAUCCUUGCCAAACACACAACAAAAAAACCUUGCAUUUGGUGCUGCAGCUAGCAUGGUGCAUCCAGCUACAGGAUAUUCAGUUGUGCGGUCCUUGUCAGAAGCUCCAAGUUAUGCGACUGUAAUAGCAAAUAUUUUGAAGAAAGAUAUGUAUUCCAGACAGAAUAUUCUGGUUGGAAGUGCACAGAUUCCCUCAAUGCUAGCAUGGAGAACUCUUUGGCCACAAGAAAGAAAACGUCAAAGGUCAUUCUUUCUCUUCGGGUUAGCACUAAUAUUGCAGUUGGAUAUUGAAGGCAUCAGAACCUUCUUCCAGACAUUUUUCCGCUUACCUAAUUGGAUGUGGCAGGGGUUUCUUGGGUCCACACUUUCAUCAGUGGAACUUAUAUGGUUUGCCUUCUACAUGUUUGCAAUAGCACCUAACAGCCUGAGAAUGUGCCUUCUCAGACAUCUCCUUUCCGACCCUACCGGUGCAACCAUGAUAAAGACAUAUCUUGCCCUGUAAAUUCACUCCAUACUCUCUGCUCUUGUCUCCGGGGGAAUUUUCAUAUAAUAAAGUUCUGAUCUUGUACAUAUCAUCCAAGUUCUGAAACAUUCUUCCUUCUUCUGAUAGUGGAUAUGCUCCUAGCAAAUAUUGAUAUAAUGCUUCCAA